Messenger RNA from Didymodactylos carnosus, 546 nucleotides. NCBI's taxonomy places the organism in Eukaryota, Metazoa, Rotifera, Eurotatoria, Philodinida, Philodinidae. The record is from the annotation of a GenBank genome assembly.
AUGAUGUUUGUAUCGUAUGGAAAUUUUACUAUAGCUAAUUUAAAUGAUAGUUUAAUAUUUUCAUCGAAUACAUUACCUGUAGUGAGAUGGCGUUCUGAUACAGACGAGUACGAGCUAAUUGAUUUUCUCUAUCUACAAAACUCAUAUCAGUCAGAUUCAAGUGUUUGUCAAAUUGGUUCGAAUGGAUGGACAAAUUUAUUUCACGAACAAUACGUUCCAUAUGUCUAUUUUUUAAAAACAAAUUCAUCAAAGUUAAAUAUGUCGUUUAUUGACAUGAGCCAACCGCAACAACAAGGUCCGCCACAACCAUAUUUAAAUAUCAUUGCGUGUAUCCCAUUUAAAUUAGGUACGAAUGAAGUUAUUAUUACUGUUUGUUUUUGUGUAUUAGUUUUAAUGGUUAUUAUUAUUCUUGCCACACUGCAUUAUCGAAAAGUCGAAGAAGUCGUAUAUCAACGACACAAAUCAGCAACAAAAACACUUUCAUUAAGAAAAAGAAAAACUAGUCUGUACGGCACAAGUACACCACCAUUAUCACCAAGACUGUGA